AUACACUACAAGUGGUCGCCCAAGAGCAACAGGGUUUAAAGUAUUCUGAUAAUGGGAACUCAAGGAGCGUUUUAGAGGAGACCGUGGAGAGAGACAUCACAAGGCUUGAACAAGGCGUGGUUGAGAGGACACCAAGAUGGGAAGGAAAGGAGGAUCAGAAGAACAUGAUGAAACCAGUUGCCAAGGUGGAGGAAGCCAAGAAGAGCAUCACUGUGAAACCACCCCUCGGGUUGGAGGGAAUCAAGAAAACAACAGUGAAAACAGCCCCUGGGGUGCAGGGAAACAAGGAGAAAAUGGCAGUGAGACCAGCCCCAGUGGUGGAAGAAGCCAAGGAAAAGGCAACAGUAAAACCAGCUCCCAGGGUGGAAGGACCCAAGGAGAAGGCAACAGCAAGACCAGCCCCAGUGGUGGAAGAAGCCAAGGAAAAGGCAACAGUAAAACCAGCUCCCAGGGUGGAGGGACCUAAGGAGAAGGCAACAGCAAGACCAGCUCCAGUGGUGGAAGAAGCCAAGGAAAAGGCAACAGUAAAACCAGCUCCCAGGGUGGAGGGACCCAAGGAGACAACAGUAAAACCAGCUCCCAGGGUGGAGGGACCUAAGGAGAAGGCAACAGCAAGACCAGCUCCAGUGGUGGAAGAAGCCAAGGAAACGGCAACAGUAAAACCAGCUCCCAGGGUGGAGGGACCUAAGGAGAAGGCAACAGCAAGACCAUCCUCUGCGGUGAAGGGAGCUCAUGAAAACAACACAGCCAAGAACCAAACAAAGCCAAAAGAGCCUCCUACAUCAGUGAAAACUGUAAGACCUGUUCCUCAAACUGCUGCAGUGACAGAAAAGAAGAAACUGAGGGCUGCUGACUUCAAGUCUGAGCCGCAGUGGGAUUUUGAGGACGAGUACCUGCUGGACAGCUCAUCUCCACCACUGACCUGCUCUGAAUCAGUGAAGGCCAAAGCUGCCAAGUCUGACUGGCUGCGAAAUCUUUUCCUGCCCAACAUUAUGCUCUUCACAGACAAGAGAUACUUCAAUGACACUGAGUGGGACCGCCUGGAGCAUUUUGCACCUCCGUUUGGCUUCAUGGAGCUGAAUUAUUCACUGGUGAAGGAGGUCAUGUCCCUGCUACCACCAAAUCCCCACCAGCAGCUGCUCUUGGCCAACAGAAACAGCAGCAUGCCGACAUGCAUCAGCUGUGCUGUUGUGGGAAAUGGAGGAAUAUUGAAUAACUCUGGGAUGGGCCAGGAGAUUGACUCCCAUGACUAUGUCUUCCGGGUGAGCGGGGCUGUAAUCAAAGGCUACGAAAAAGAUGUAGGAACAAAAACCUCCUUUUAUGGAUUCACAGCCUACUCCCUGGAGGCCUCUCUCCUGAUCUUGGGACGCAGAAAUGGGGAAAGGUAAGUCAUGUCCAAGCAUGUCAGAUACAUUCACUUCCUGGAGGGAGCUAGAGACUAUGAGUGGCUGAAGGCUCUUCUGCUGAACAAGGACAUCAGGAAAGGAUUCUUGGACUAUGGGCGGAGGCCCCGGGACAGAUUCAGUGACGAUUUCACAACGGACAGAUACCUGGUGGUUCACCCUGAUUUCCUCAGAUACAUGAAAAACAGGUUUUUAAAAUCUAAAAGUCUGGAAAAGCCCUACUGGCGGCUGUACAGACCCACAACAGGGGCCUUCCUGCUGCUGACUGCCCUCCAUCUCUGCGACCGGGUGAGUGCCUAUGGCUACAUCACGGAGGGUCAUGAGAAGUACUCAGAUCACUACUAUGACAAGGACUGGAAACGUCUGAUUUUCUACACUAACCAUGACUUCAACCUGGAGAAGCAGGUGUGGAAAAAGCUUCAUGAUGAGAAUAUCAUGAAGCUUUACCAGAGAUCCUGA
This is a messenger RNA of Pterocles gutturalis (yellow-throated sandgrouse), 1862 nucleotides long. It is a transcript of the gene ST6GALNAC1, whose product is annotated as ST6 (alpha-N-acetyl-neuraminyl-2,3-beta-galactosyl-1,3)-N-acetylgalactosaminide alpha-2,6-sialyltransferase 1. NCBI's taxonomy places the organism in Eukaryota, Metazoa, Chordata, Aves, Pterocliformes, Pteroclidae. The record is from RefSeq and is a predicted model, not a curated record. Gene Ontology annotation, molecular function: alpha-N-acetylgalactosaminide alpha-2,6-sialyltransferase activity. The annotation marks the transcript as partial. The transcript has 9 exons.